Molecule: messenger RNA, 4212 nt
Organism: Verruconis gallopava
Lineage: Eukaryota; Fungi; Ascomycota; Dothideomycetes; Venturiales; Sympoventuriaceae
Exons: 1
Coding region: 1217-3448 (743 amino acids)
Biological process (GO): regulation of transcription by RNA polymerase II
Molecular function (GO): RNA polymerase II cis-regulatory region sequence-specific DNA binding; DNA-binding transcription factor activity, RNA polymerase II-specific
Source: RefSeq, a predicted model, not a curated record
CUCUCACACUCACACUCACCUCUCUCUCACACUCACACUCACCUCUCUCUCACACUCACACUCACCCUCUCUCUCGCUCACACCCUCUUUCACACACUCUCUCUCUCACAUCCAUAUAUACAUACGCACACUCUCACACGCACGACGCGCGCUCUCUCUCUCCCCUUUCUCUCUCUUCCCCCGCGCUCUCUCUGCUUUCCCCCGCUCCGUCAGCCGCUUCACUCGUGCACAGCACGCUUUCGUCCACCUGCGCUGUGCGUUCGAUCUGAUCUGUCAUCUCGUCCCCCCAGAAAGCAGUAAAAUAAAAGAAACAAGAUCCCAUCUCUCGAUCGAGAUUCGACGGCGGGCUCUGGCCUGGGUGAACUCCGACCAUCCGCCUCGCGACCCGGCCGGCGUCAACCCUCCUUCACCCGGCCUCCAAGCACGAGCAAAGUGCAGCAGGCUAGAGACAAACAGUCGUCGGAAGAGGACGUGACGUGCGGUGUACAGCUGCGGCUUGAUCGGAGCUAUCCCAAUCGACGGUGCCAGCCCCCGUCUGUGGGUGAGCCGUAGUCAGGACUAGUACCUCAGUAGUGAGCCAGCCCGCUUCGGACCCGUCUUGGACAGUGCAUGCGUGUGCACCUGGCUGCUGCGUGCCCCUCUUUGAUCUGUUAGACGCCCGCCCGCUGCAGCAAAGCGACUUGCCAUCCGCCCUCGCUCGCCAGUGGCGGCUCCCAGCCAGCGAACGAGACUUCGUUCUUAUCGCACCUCGCUCUGCCUUCUCUGCUGCACCACCUCCUUCGACCGUUCCGCACGCAUCUUGCCCUCGCUCCCACGCCUUGCACCAUCCCCUCCAACUCCAUCCUGACCCUCCGCCACCGUUUUCCUUUGCCUCCAUCCCUCUUGCCUGCCCACCGCCGCGGUCCUUGAGCUUUGGCAUCCUCCGCUCGCCUCCCGUACAUGUGUCCGCGAUCGAUCGGCCAGUUUGUUUCGUCCGGUCCGGUGUCAAAUCUCAGCCUCGUUUCUGCCGCCGACCAUUUAACCACCUCCGCCUCGGAAUCGCACGCCUGAGUCGCGGCCUGGCACGACCCGGUGCCUGACACGCCUGCAGCUCUGGAGCAAACCAAUUUGCGCUCGAAACACUGCCCUUGGCCCUUGCUGUGAGCAGGUCUGAUUCAUCAUCUCCUGUCUGCCUGCGUACCGAGACCGCCCCGUCCUUAAGAGCGCCACCACCACCAUGACCGACUUUCAAGCGGUCAACGCAACAUCCGUGUCCAUGGACCAGAAGCCGCGCCCCGAAGCGUCCACGCCUACCACUCCGCGACCGUCGAGCACUGGAUUUUCGUCCGCCAAAUCCCAGGACGUGCCUGGCGAGGUCGUCGACAUGGAGGAUGCGAAGACCCCAACGAGGGAAAGCUUUGCAGGAAUGGUAAGCCAGAAGCCGCUGCCUUCGUCGCCACUGCAGUCCCAUUCCAGAGCCGACAGCAAGAUGGACGCUCCAGCUGCGCAGAAGCGCGAGGGCUCAAGUCGCGCGACCCAGUCGACGGAUGAACACCAAGAUACAGAGAUGGCGGAUGCAAAGGACGGCGCGGAAGCUUCCGGUGACGAGAGCAACAGCGACGAGCGACCGUCGAAGAAAAAGAAGGGCCAGCGUUUCUUCUGCACAGACUUCCCGCCGUGCAACCUGAGCUUCACAAGAAGCGAGCACCUGGCCCGCCAUAUCCGGAAACACACAGGAGAGCGACCUUUUCAAUGCCACUGUUCACGGCGAUUCUCACGCCUGGACAACCUUCGACAGCAUGCCCAAACCGUGCACGUGAAUGAAGAUAUCCCUGGUGACUCUCUCGCGGCAACAGGCACGCGCUUCCAGAGGCAGAUACGGACGGACCGGGUACGACCCGCUGGAGCGCGAUCGCGAGCCUCGACACUGGGAAGUGGAGGAGGCCACAGUAGAGGCCACAGUAGAAACUUGUCGUCGUCCAGCAUCACAUCUGUCGCUUCCACCGUGUCCAGCAUGGGUGGAGAAGACGUCAUGCGAAGAUCCACGCCAGUUGUGACGGGCGAACGCACGCACCGCUCGAGACUGAGCCUUGAUACAUUCGGCUCGACCGUCACGGGAAGCCCUGCACAGCAGCACUUCUUCCCUCCUCCCAGUGCUCCUGGAGCUCCUGGAACCCAGUCGCCCAGCGGCUACAGCACUCCGACGUCGACGACGUUCUCUCAAGGUACCGGCAGCCCGCGCUUCUCAUCUGGCUUCCACUCUCCGGCUUCGACUUCGAUACCAAGAUCGGUCACUUUUGAGCCGCGAACGCCAGGUAGACGCCUCUCAGUACCAUCCGCAGCAGCCUUCACGCCCCCGAGCAAUUCCAGCUACACCUCGCCAUACCACAGUUCGGUUCAUUCCGCUUCAGGAAACAGCAGCGUCUUUGCCAGCCCAGGUAGUUCCGGCUUCGGUCACUCCCGCGCUGAAUCAGCGUCCUCCAUCGACGUCGACUUGAAGCGUCGAACUUGGCACCCGAAUGUCAACACGGGGCUGGUCCCUCGUCCAGGCGCAAGUGGACUUCAGCAAUAUCAAGCGCCCGAGCAGCCACGCCCCUUGUUCGCGUCCGACAAGCCGAGCACUGGCCCGCCCACGCUGACGUUGCCGGGAAUCGAGAGUUUUGAUCAUGCACCACCUCUUCCAAAUAUGCCUCGCAGAGUGCUGAGCCCCAUGCAGAUCGAUCCGCCUCAGCCUCAGUCUCUGAGCAGUGCUGUCUCACAGUCGCAUGUUGAGCCGCGUGAUAAUCGGCUGUCUUGGGAUAGCACUCUGCAACGGGGCCUCUCAAGCAUAGAGUUGGAGCGGGCAAGCCAACAAGCGGAGCGUGGUCAGGCCUCGUUUGGCCCUGUUGCCACACACGCGCCAGAUCCUCCUCGACCAAGCACGUCCCACGUCACUUUCCAAGAGCCUCCUCGCACGUCCCUCGACAGUCACCGCAACCGCCUGAGUGAUGAUGGUGGGUUGCCGAGCCGUAAACGGAUGGCCUGGUACAAUGGGCCGGUGCAGCACCAAGGACAAAGUCCGUACGCGCCGUCCUCAGGGCCUCGUACCUCGCCAGACGAAUCCGGCAGCAGUGACGGCGUGCCCACACCGGGCAACAGUGCAUUGCACGAGGCGAACCCAGCCAUUGUACAUAGUAACGGCUAUGUCGAGCAAAGGCCCCUCAACCAUCCGGUUCACGAGCUACCAGUAAAAAUGCAUGGCCCACCGCCACACUACACGCCCAGCUUCGCGAGCAAUUCGAUUCCACAGUACACUCCAUAUCAACAUCUCCCACAUCAAGCGCAAAACGCAACCUACGCUCUACAUCAGGCCCAACAAGCGCCAGGCCAAACUUACCAAAGGCCGGCUACAUCGGGUAAUGACAUGCAGCGACUCGAAGCCCUUGUGGCUGUCGCUACGCAAGAAAAUCGCGUUGUGAGCGGCAGGUAGAACAAUGCCGCCCGUCCCACGUUUCUCACUCUUCCGCGGGUCAUGUUUCAUCAACGUCCAACGUCUCAGGCCACCUGCUUUGCCCUCACGCAAGGCCGUCCUUCCGCUAAAACGAUUUCAUAAACAUCUACGAACCAUGAUUGCAUCCGAUCCAUCCGAUCUAUCGAAACCCGAGAUACAAGCAGGCGCUCUCGAGGUCGGAGAGUAGAUCCUCAUCACACACGAAUGUCACGAAGUAACGAACAAACAGCUACUUUUUAUUUUUGCCUCUCACCUCGUGGUUUUGAUUUGCUUCAUCAUAACAUGAUACCUCUGCAUUGAUUUUAAACCACACAGUUUUAUGCUCUUUACGUAUGCCGGCAUGUUGUUACGCAUGAUACCCGAGAUGGAUUAAUGAUUGGGAACACAUUGUUUGUUGGGUUUAGCAGAGUCGAUUCUUGGGGACUCAAAACUUUUUGUUUGUUUUCCCUACCCUCCUAGCUGCACCUCAUCGAAACGAAAGCGUUCUGCUAGAGUUUUUCUGCUCCUAGCUCCUUUUCUUUACAAUAUGGAUAUCUUUCUUCUCCACCCCCACCUCCAUAUUGGGCCUUCUUCGGCGGAAAUUGCACGAACCAUCACUGGCGGAAGAAAGGAGGAUGUUUUGAGCAGGUUGAUCAUGGUUUCUCUAUUCCUAUUUGGGCUGUAUUGAGGCGGCUUCGUUGAUGUUGAGAUAUCCGGUCGCUACAUGCGAUAGCACUGCAAUCAAGCUAGUCCCACUCUCGUCU